AAAUCAUUUAUUUUAAAAUAUGUUAAAGUUUAACAUCAUUUUAUUUGAUAUAUAACAUUCAGAUGAGCCAACAGCAGUGGAUAAGACUACACCUGUUUCCCCAGUAUCUGUCAGUGGACGGCUAUCUUCAACAAAAAUGUCACCGGCAAAAGAUUCGUACUGGUUUGCCCAUGCUGCCGAACCCAGAGAGAUAUUUCGUCCUUUGACAAAAAUUCCUUCUUCAGAGAAAGAUGAUUCAUCAUCCACACAAGAUCACACAUCUCCCUCACAUAAAUCUGCAGAGAAAAGCACAGACCUUCAUUUAGAAGGUGUGAGUCCAGUGGAGAAAUUGCAAGUUCCACCCAGAGCUACCACACCAAACCGUCUUGAUUCCUAUUGGUUUGCUCAUGGUGGUGGAAAUGAUCUUUCUUCACCAUUGGGAGAUCAUGCUAGUGAUUCUGGUUUUUCAGAAGGAAAAGACUCUUCCCCUUCAACUUUGCAGAGAGAGAGGAAAGAUGAUCUUUCUAAAAGAAGAGAACGUGAGAAGGAUUUAAAUGGCUAUGAAGCUUUGAGAAGUCCUCAAAAGUCAAAAUUACACAUUAAUAAUUUAGAUAGAAGUCAAAAUAUUGAUUAUGUUAAUCAAAAGAAGCAAAUGAUUGAAGAAAGAAAAGGUUAUAUUUGGGAUACAGAAAGAGAUAGGAAAGAUGGCAUUUUAAAACAAAGUUUUGAACAAGAAGCAAAACUUGAAGCAAGGAGAAAUGCUCAGAAAAAUUCUUUAUCAUUUGCUUUUGGAAGUUCUGGCAUAGAUAACAAUAUAGCCUUUAGUGAUGGUCAUCAACCCUAUCAUGGGUCUGAGAUACUCUUCCCUAUCAUACGGCAUAUAGAUGACAAAGAUGUUAUAGGUUCUAAAACUCAGGACACUUCAUCUUAUAAUUUAAUACAAAAAAUUGUAGAUACCAGUAUUUCACCAGUAGCUUCAUCAGAAUAUCCUCAAUACGAAAAUAGACAGAGGAAAAGAAAUUGUUUGUCAUUUGCCUCUAAUCAAACUAGGGCAUGUCUGACAUGGUCAGAUUAUGUACCAUUAUUGACAACCACAAAAGAGAAUGACAAUGACUGUAUGUCAAGGAGUAUGAUUAUUAAUUCAACAAGUGUGCGUGGACGCAGAAAGACAGACUUAGUUCCAGCAGUGCCUUGGAGCAGAGCUACCGUUCCCCGAACAACUUCUCCAGGUAAUCAAGGAAAACGUUCAGUCAGCAUGAGCAGACUUGACCAGCUAGCUCAGCCACGCCGACAUUAUGUUGAGGCACGUCAGGAGAUUGGUAAAAAUGCUUCAUCCAGUGGAUCGCAAUCUUUUUCCCCAAGUAUGAGUAAAAGCAUGUAUAAUGUAAAUAGCCAUAGACUUGCUAAUAGAAAACUUAACUGUGCUAAUAUGAGUGCUAUGUCCAAAAGCAUGUUGCAUUUGGCUAAUCCUACUCCCAUUGCUUCAAAUGUAAGUUGUGCUUCUGUAAAUGUUCAGUCAUGUUUGCCUGUGCAUUCUUCUCUUGCCAAUAGCAAACGUUUGUCACAAAGCAUGAUGCAUUUAAGUGUUGCUCCUCGUCCCACCCGAGCUUCACGUCUCCGUGCAGAAGCCCUUGCUGCUGCCCGUGAAAAAGGAUUUUCGUCUUCUAUGUUGUUGUUGAACAAGAAUGAUGCAUUUGGUUCUAAAUUGUCUCUUGCCCCAGCCAUGCGUAAGGAAGUAUCUCAUUCUCCAGCUCGACCACGUAGUUCUCUUUCUACUGCAACUGAACCCUCUGUGCAGACUCAGCAACCAAAAGUUACUAUGCGCCAGAAAACAACAAAAUUAAAACCUCGGCCCAUUAGCAUUGCUGGAACAAUACCAGAUCAUUCGUUAAAAAGUUCUGUUACUGUUCCAAAAGAACAACAAAGGCCAAGUAGACCAAUUGAAAAGAAAGCUUCUGGAUCAGCUGCUAAACUUUCAGUAGCUAAAGUUACAUCAAAACCUCCAGUAGCUCAAAAACCAAGUCCAACAAGUGCAACAAUUGUGGAAAAGAAGGAUAAUGAUAGCAAGUUUGAUCAUAGCAUUUCUCCUCAGCCUGUAAGCUUGCCUCCACAACCAAAGACUGUUGAACAAACUGUUGAACCAGUUAGAAAAUCUCCUUCACCUCCAAAUAUUCCAGAAAGUAAUGAAGAGGAAAUUACUACUUUAAAUAAGCCCAGAAUUACUUCUGAAGAAGAAGCAAAAGCUGCACUGCAGGAAAAGAGACGAUUAGCAAGAGAACAAGCAGAAAGAGAGGCAGAAUUAGAAAGACAAAGACAGGAGGAAUUACGUCGAUUAGAAGAAGAAAAAAGAAGGAAAGAAGAAGAAGAGCAGAAAAGAUUAGAAGAGGAACAACUUAGAUUAAUGGAAGAAUUAAGACGGCAAGAAGAAGAAAAAUUAAAGAAAGCAAUUGAAGAGAGGGAGAGGAGAGAACAAGAGGAACAGAAGAAAAGAGAAGAGGAAGAAAAAUUGAAGGCAGAAAGAGAAGAACAGGAGCGGAAAGCACGCGAAGAAGCAGAAAGACAACAUAAGGAAUUAGAAGAGAGAUUGAAAAGAGAGGAAGCUGAGAGAGCUGAAAGAAAAAGGAGAGUAGAACAAAUAAUGAGUAGAACAAGAGGAAAAGCUGGUCAACAGCAACCGGAACCAUUGGAGAAACCUGUAAGCAAUAAUAUACUAACAGAAACCACAUUAAAAUUAGCAGCUUCUGGACAGAUACCUUCAAGUGUUCUAUUAGCCAUAUCGUCCAUUCAGGACAAACAGAAAGAUGAUGCUCCAAACAACAAUGUGUUGUCUGAGAAACUAAGUGACAAUAAAAAGGAAAGCAGUGUAGAGAAAGAACAAACUGUUGUAGAUUCUAAAAGUGUUGAAAUAAAUGGCAAAAAGUCUUCAGUCACAACAGAAAGCACAUUACCUGUAGAGAAUUUUAAUAAGGUGACACCUGACUCCAAACAAAGUUCAUUUAUAAUGAUAGACAAUGAUAAAGCUAGUGAUAAAAUUGAUAGCUGUGAUACAUCUGAAUGUAAAGUAAAUGCUGCUGACAUUCAAACCAAUGGAUAUAACAGUAAUGAAGAAAAGGAAGUAGAAUGUGUCAAAAGGUAA
Messenger RNA from Centruroides sculpturatus (bark scorpion), 3115 nucleotides. Its product is annotated as inner centromere protein A-like. Gene Ontology annotation, cellular component: microtubule cytoskeleton. The transcript is spliced from 13 exons. The record is from RefSeq and is a predicted model, not a curated record. Gene Ontology annotation, biological process: microtubule cytoskeleton organization. The coding region runs from base 137 to 3115 and encodes 992 amino acids. NCBI's taxonomy places the organism in Eukaryota, Metazoa, Arthropoda, Arachnida, Scorpiones, Buthidae.